CAGAAUAACAUUCGAGAAUGGGACAUGGAAUGAGACGACGGCCGCAGCACCCCCAAGCCCAGGCCCAGGCCCAGAAGCAGCCCCCGUCUUCCCCGCCGCCCGGAGAGGCUCCGCAGCCAUGAGGUCGACUGUCCGAAGGCACGGCCCGUAAGCAGAGCUCCGGCCGCCGCUCCCCCUUGGUGCGUCCUGCCGCAGCGAGAGGCAUGGAGAAGGCCGCCCCCGCCGGGCGCUGAUCCCCGUGCUGCGCCCGCGAGCACACGCCCCCUGCGCAGCCCUCCGCGUCCCCCGCCCCGGCCCCACCAUGACCGGCUCCGCGGCAGACACUCACCGCCGCCCCCACCCCAAAGGCGCCAAAGGCACCCGGUCCCGGAGCAGCCACGCGCGGCCCGUGAGCCUCGCUACCAGCGGGGGCUCGGAGGAGGAGGACAAAGACGGCGGGGUGCUGUUUCACGUUAACAAGAGCGGCUUCCCCAUCGACAGCCACACCUGGGAGCGCAUGUGGCUGCACGUGGCCAAACUGCACCCCAAGGGGGGAGAGAUGGUGGGCGCCAUCAGGAACGCCACCUUCUUGGCAAAGCCUUCAAUACCCCAGGUUCCAAACUACAGGCUGUCAAUGACGAUCCCAGACUGGCUCCAGGCGAUCCAGAACUACAUGAAGACACUACAGUAUCCUUCCGACCGGGGUCAGAGGAGAAGACCCAGCCAAGAGGAUGGGCAUGGUGAUCGCAAGUCUGAUGACCUGUCUGUCCGCAGAUGGUUAAUGGAAACAGCGAAAGAAAUGACUCGGGAGUCCCUGCCUAUCAAAUGCCUUGAAGCUGUCAUCCUGGGCAUAUACUUAACGAAUGGACAGCCUUCCAUCGAGCGAUUCCCCAUCAGCUUUAAAACCUACUUCUCAGGAAAUUACUUUCACCACGUUGUGCUGGGGAUUUACUGCAAUGGCCGCUAUGGCUCGCUGGGCAUGAGCCGAAGGGCUGAGCUGAUGGACAAGCCAUUGACCUUUCGGACUCUGAGUGACCUCAUCUUUGACUUUGAAGACUCCUACAAGAAGUAUCUUCACACAGUCAAGAAGGUCAAGAUCGGACUGUAUGUCCCCCACGAGCCUCAUAGCUUCCAGCCCAUCGAGUGGAAGCAGCUGGUCCUCAAUGUCUCAAAAAUGUUGAGGGCUGACAUAAGGAAGGAGCUGGAGAAAUAUGCCAGGGACAUGAGGAUGAAGAUCCUGAAACCUGCAAGUGCCCACUCUCCAACCCAAGUGAGAAGCCGGGGGAAAUCCCUGUCCCCCCGCAGGAGGCAGGCGAGCCCCCCAAGACGGCUUGGCAGGCGAGACAAGUCGCCUGCACUGCCUGAGAAGAAGGUGGCUGACGUCAGCACUCUGAACGAAGUGGGCUAUCAGAUCCGGAUUUAGGCCAGCCGUACCGCAGCAACAGGGCUUCUAUGGUGCUUCUCUCUGCACUUUACCCAGCAUCUUCAGGAGAACUGCAACUAUUUAUUGAGAACUGGUGAAUUUUAUUUUUAAGGAUUCACUUGGAAGUAGACUCUGAGUGGCUGGUAACAAAAAAAAAAUUCAUGAAGGGACAACCAUGAAAAGGCUGUGAUAGACCCCACUGGGGUUGGACUGUCCCCCUCACUCCAGAUAGAAAGGCUAAGACCAUAACUGUAGUUUUUUAUAUUUUCCCAUUUACCUACUUUCUUUUACUUGCUUUGAACAUUAUGCCUCUCUAGUAGUCCAUGUUCAUGAAGCCCUCCCCCCUCCCACUUUUGAUACAGUAAGGUAACUCAAUCAGUAUUAAUGUCUUUUUCAGCAAUAACAGAGGCAAAGAUUGGUGGGGUUUUUUUUAAGCAGUCAAUAUUACCUCAGCAUCUUGACAUCAGAUAUGCAAACGUAAUGGUGGGUUGUUUUUUUAAGUCUAUUUGUAUUGUUUCCCCAGUAUUUCCCAUGGGGAUCUCCACAAGGUUUGGAAUUUUUUUCCUGGUGCACACGUUAUGAGAUUUUAGGUAUUAUAUGCAAGUGUUUUACUUAAAGAGCACUGAAAUUCUUCUGGCAAUAUGGGAAAUCAUUUUCAGGAUCUUGGGAGUUACUACUUUCUUAAUCUUUCUUACAGCAUUCACUGACAGCAGCUUUUGUUCUUUCAAAACAAAACAAAAAAGCACGUUCAGAAGCUAGUCUGUUCUGUCACUAACAUUUAAACUUUGCAGACUCCAGUGAAAAGCACAUGAGGUCAUGUACGGUUACACAAAUUUAGCAGUAUUGCGAUUACCUCUGACAAUAACACCCUCAGACAGAGGCCGAGAGAAUCAGGAGGUUUUGAGAACUAGAUAACCUUGCUGUUCACAUUUCACCUCAGUUUUAAACUCUGAGUCAGGCCUUGGUUCUGAAGGACUCACUGUUGGUAGGUAGGUAAUGUCUUAUAUUAAGACCAAAUACAGCAUGAUGCGAUUCUUUUCCAGUACCGUUUUUAGGUACCACUUCAUGAUGUUUAGGAACUGGUAUUGGAAAAUGCAGUGAAUUGGAGAAGCAGAACCUUUGUUUUUUAAAUGGAAAAGACUUCGGGUACAGUGUUACAGCUUAUAGCCUGACGUUCUCCAUGGAGCAGGGGAUGAGUAUCUGGCCUGCAUAUGGCAGUUACAGUGGAACUUCUGCUGCAGACCACACAGAAUAACUCGCAUACCAAGUCUGUGUGUUAUCAAGAGUACAGCUUCUACUUCACUUGUUUGAUCUUAGCAACCAUGCCAACUCAUGAGACCAAAAAGCACAGUUUAAGUGACGUCUGUUAGUCAACAAAAGUGUUAUUUCAGUCUUGGGGCCUCCCCCUCUGGCUUUCUUUACCUGAAGGUGAUUUUGGGAAAGAUGUAAAAAAAAAAAGAAUCUGCUCAUUCAGAUUCUUUACCUCUGAGGCGACACGGGAAGGAAAAAGACUCUAUCCUUCAGCCGUGUGCAGCUGAGCUCACUGUAUCCUAAAAAUCGGUAUUAAUGGAAAGUACUAUCCUUGAAAAAAGAAGUUGAAUGUCCUUUACAUGAAAAAGGACCAAGUAAGUCCAAUCUACAUCUCAAUUAGAUUAAAACAGUUAAACACAUUCAGGACUUAACCACUUUUAAGAAUAGUACUAUCAGUAGAAUUGAAAAUGAGUUAUUUUAAUCUUCUCAAGACAAACCCAUUUGCAGCCUCCUGGCCACAUGUACUUAGAUAUUUGGAGUAGUCCGUGAAUCAUUUCAUUUUCAUUCUAAAAUACACACUUAGCUCUCUAGAUGAAAUAUAAUCAUGUUUAUCAAUCUGAAAGUUUAUUAUAUCCAAUAAGUAGACUACUUAUAGUAUUGAUAUACUGCAGUCAUUCUAAGGGCUUGGAAUAGGAUUUUCCAAGUAUUAAGUACUGUCCAGUCUAAAAUAUGGAGUGUCAAUAUUUGCAUAUCCUUGUCUCCCAGAGCGGGGGAAGGAAUUAGGAAUACAACCUGUUUCUAAUAUGCUGACGUCUAAGCCUUAAAACUGCCAACUGGCUUGAAGAUUCAAUCAGUAACCUGAUUUCUUCCACACUCACUUCUUGAUUUUAAGAUUCAUUUCCCCAAAGCAAGAGUUAGUCAACAGAAACAUGAAAAUAAGUUAAAAUGUUCUUAGUUGUUACUCUAUUUUUAUUGCCUAUGGAAUAUGUUAAUUUCUAAAAGACACAAGAAAAGUACCAAACUCUUACAUUCUAGUGAAUUGAUAAUAAGGUAAGAAAAAAAAAAAAAAGACAUGAUUUACCCCACAGAAUUGAUUUUAAAUCUGGUUAUAAUUCAAAAGAUAAAAAUCAUGAAAUGAUUUGAAAUCUAGUUUUUAAAAAAAGUUAAUGCAAGAGAAAUUUUAUGCUUAAGCCAUUGUGAUAAUACAUGCAAAGUUUAAAUGAAUGACAGAAAUCUUUAUUCUAGACUACAUGUUGUGCUGUUUUGAGUACACUUUUAUUUCAGAAAGUGAUAUUUAGUAUUUUCUAUACACUCUGAAAUCAUGAGCAUUUCACUUUUUCUAAGUCAAUUAUUUCAUAAGGAUUUUAUUAAUAGAUAUUGGUAAAUAGAACUUUGGAGAUCUUAAUUCCGUAUUCUUACUAUACCUGAGGCUUUUGUAAGCUCUAGUUUUAUGUACAACCUUGUACAGUUUUUUUGACAUACAAUUCAGAAUCUUGUUUAUUCUCUUGGACUUUGUUCUGGCCAAUACAUUUUUUUUAGAUCUCUUAAGAAAAACUGUGAUUGUUUUAGUGGGUAUUUUUCUAAGUAAAUGAAAACUUGUAUAAUGGUAUUUUAGAGAAUGCCAGAUAAGUGCAUGUUUCAAUUUAAUGUUUUUCUCAUCACUUGUAUGUUUAUACACAGCAUGAGACUUUCAAUAAAAUCAUCCUGGAAACUCAAGGAUUGUUUUCCUUCUAAAAAUAUAAA
Messenger RNA from Bubalus bubalis (water buffalo), 4396 nucleotides. RefSeq names its product vasohibin 2 (gene VASH2). The record is from RefSeq and is a predicted model, not a curated record. Gene Ontology annotation, cellular component: cytoplasm. Lineage: Eukaryota; Metazoa; Chordata; Mammalia; Artiodactyla; Bovidae. Gene Ontology annotation, biological process: regulation of angiogenesis. The coding region runs from base 302 to 1402 and encodes 366 amino acids. The transcript is spliced from 7 exons.